Molecule: messenger RNA, 2017 nt
Organism: Salvia miltiorrhiza (redroot sage)
Lineage: Eukaryota; Viridiplantae; Streptophyta; Magnoliopsida; Lamiales; Lamiaceae
Product: putative clathrin assembly protein At2g01600
Exons: 15
Coding region: 200-1894 (564 amino acids)
Biological process (GO): clathrin coat assembly; clathrin-dependent endocytosis; vesicle budding from membrane
Cellular component (GO): clathrin-coated pit; clathrin-coated vesicle
Molecular function (GO): SNARE binding; phosphatidylinositol-4,5-bisphosphate binding; clathrin heavy chain binding
Source: RefSeq, a predicted model, not a curated record
AUUCCAACCAAUCAAAGCGUAAAAAUUUCCUCUUCCAUUUUCCACUUCUUACAUCCACAAACGAACCAACAGCGAUUGCCAGGAGUAGCACUUUUAGCAGGCAAGAAAGAGACAAUUCUGAUUAUAGUAUAGUUGCAAUUGAAUUAACCAGAAAGACUGAAUCAAUUGAAGAAGAGAAACGAAGCGAAGAGAGAGGGAGAUGGGGUCACUAGAAACAUGGAGGAAGGCCUACGGCGCUCUUAAAGAUCAUACCAAAGUCGGACUAGCCCAUGUCAAUUCUGAUUUCAAGGAUGUGGAUGUGGCGAUCGUCAAGGCGACCAAUCAUGUGGAGCAACCACCAAAAGAGAGACACCUCAGAAAAAUUAUGGCGGCCACAUCUGCAAUUCGGUCUCGUGUUGAUGUUGCAUACUGCGUACAUGCACUUUCGAGACGACUGGCAAAGACACACAACUGGACGGUUGCAUUAAAGACUUUAAUAGUUAUUCAUAGAACACUGAGAGAAGGCGAUCCUAUGUUUAAAGAGGAACUCCUGAAUUUCCAACAGAGAGGCCGUGUCCUCCAAAUGUCCAAUUUCAAGGAUGAUUCAAGCCCCAUUACUUGGGAUUUCUCUGCCUGGGUAAGGACAUAUGCACAGUUCCUGGAAGAACGUCUCGAAUGUUUUAGGAUUCUUGGGUAUGACAUUGAAGCCGAGCGGCUUCCUAAACCUGCACAAGGGCAAGAUAAGAGUUACAGUAGAACUAGAGACUUGAGUAGUGAAGAACUUCUAGAGCAGUUGCCUGCUUUGCAGCAACUACUAUAUCGCCUAAUUGGAUGUCGGCCUGAUGGAGCAGCAGUAGGGAACUACCUGAUUCAGUAUUCCCUUGCGUUGGUGCUCAAAGAGAGUUUCAAAAUAUAUUGUUCCAUAAAUGAUGGGAUAAUCAAUCUUGUUGACAAGUUUUUUGAGAUGCCAAGACAUGAAGCCAUCAAAGCACUGGAUGUGUAUAAAAGAGCGGGACAGCAGGCUGCUGGUCUUUCUAAUUUUUAUGAUAUUUGUAAAGGACUUGAGCUUGCUAGAAACUUCCAUUUCCCUUUGUUGAGAGUGCCUCCACAGUCUUUUCUGGUAACAAUGGAAGAAUAUAUAAGAGAAGCUCCUAGAAUGGUUUCUGUUGCCAGUGUGGCCUUGGAAUAUCCUGAAAGGCUAUUGCUGACAUACAAGCAAGAGGAUGCUCCUCCACCUUCGGAAGAUACAAAAGACCUGGAGGAGGAAGCCAUGCCACCACCAGCCGCUGAAGUUCCCAUCUCAUCUAAUGAGACAGCAGUUUCUCCACAACCACCUGCUAACUUGGACAUUGAUGAUCUGCUAGGGUUGAAUGUUACCAUGCAAGAUGCAUCUGCAAUUGAGGAAAGCAAUGCCUUGGCUUUAGCUAUUGUUACAUCUGGCACUGCAACAGUUGACUCUGAUGCCUCCCAAGCAAAAGGGUUUGAUCCUACUGGAUGGGAACUUGCCCUAGUAACGGCUCCUAGCACUAACUUAUCAUCAGUACAGGAAAGGCAAUUGGCAGGAGGACUGGAUUCGCUCACGCUUGACAGUUUAUACGAUGAAGGCGUGUAUAGAGCGUCCCAACAACCAGUUUAUGGAGCAGGAGCAGCUGCUCAUAAUCCGUUUGAAGCUAGCGAUCCAUUUGCAAUGUCGAACAGUGUUCCUAUGCAUCCAGCAGCAGCAGCAGUUCACAUGGAAGCUAUGCCUCAAAAUCAUAACAAUCCAUUUAUUCCAUUUCAAUCUGUAUAUCCGCAAACGCAACAGCAACAUCUCCUGACGGGCCAACAAAAUCCUUUUGGGGAUACGGGGUUCGGAGCGUUUCCUGCUGCAUAUCACCAAACGACUAAUCCUUUUGGGAGUAGUGGCCUUUUAUAAUAGAAGUUGUAGGCGUAUAGAAUGUAAUUUUUUAGGUUUAUUGAUUUUGAUAACGUAUGGGAGGAAAUUGUAAUUGUUUGUAAGUUGUGUUCAUAUAUUUGUGUUGAGAGAGAUUUAAUUGUA